Messenger RNA from Arachis duranensis, 1168 nucleotides. RefSeq names its product tobamovirus multiplication protein 1. The transcript has 12 exons. Lineage: Eukaryota; Viridiplantae; Streptophyta; Magnoliopsida; Fabales; Fabaceae. The record is from RefSeq and is a predicted model, not a curated record.
CUUUCUUUCUUCCAACAAAGCAAGGCAUCGUCCUCUCACUCAACAAAAGAAUAUGCCACGCUUUCACACGUGUCUCAACAACGUCCUCCACCUGUCCCUUCUCCCCUCUCGCCACGUGUCCCACCGGUUCUCUUCUCAUGAGUGAUGAGUGACGAACACACACAAACAAAACUUCCUCUCUUCUUCUCCGUCUUCUUCCUCCUCCUCCUCCUCCUUCUUCUUCAUCGCUUUCCUUCUGCAUUUGCAGCUCCACGUCAAUGGCGUCUUCACUGAGGACAAAGAGUUUUGUGUUCGGAGAAGGAGGACCUCAGAUUGAUGCUGUAUCUCACUGGUGGAACGACGUUGAUGAAUCGGAUGAAUGGCAAAGAGGCAUUUACUAUGCUCUCUGUGCCGCUUACGCCACCGUUUCCAUUGUUGCCAUCGUGCAACUGGUGCGCAUUCAAAUGAGAGUACCUGAAUAUGGAUGGACAACACAGAAGGUUUUCCACUUAAUGAAUUUUAUUGUCAAUGGAUUGAGGGCUGUUAUAUUUGGUUCAUACGAAACUAUUUUUGCAAUUAAGCCCAAGUCACUGGAGAGGGUGCUAAUGGAGAUUCCUAGUCUUCUGUUUUUCUCUACUUAUACGUUGCUUGUCCUGUUCUGGGCUGAGAUAUACCACCAGGCAAGAAGUGAACCAGCGCAAAAACUUAGGCCUGCUUAUUUUGUUAUCAAUGGGUUUAUUUACUUCAUACAGAUCUGCUUUUGGAUUUUCAUGAGCGUAAGCAGCGCUGACACUGGCGCAGAGAUUGCUAAACUCUUCCUUGCAGUUGUUUCAUUUUGCGCUGCUCUUGGAUUCUUGUUGUAUGGUGGAAGGUAAGCUUUUCUCUUUGCAAUAGUGAGGCGCUUCCCAAUUGAAUCCAGAGGUCGUCAAAAGAAGCUUUACGAGGUUGGCUCAGUGACAACUAUUUGCUGUACAUGUUUCUUGAUAAGAUGUACUAUGCUUGCAGUAUCUGCAUUUGACGAGGAAGCAGAUCUGGAUGUGUUGGAUCAUCCCAUUCUUAACCUCAUCUAUUAUUUGUUGGUGGAGAUUGUUCCAUCAGGGUUGGUGCUUUUCAUACUGCGGAAGCUGCCCCCAAGAAGAGUUUCUGAUCAGUAUCAUCCAAUCAGAUGAGACUUUAAGCAGCACCAACC